Molecule: messenger RNA, 1143 nt
Organism: Morchella importuna
Lineage: Eukaryota; Fungi; Ascomycota; Pezizomycetes; Pezizales; Morchellaceae
Exons: 2
Coding region: 1-1143 (380 amino acids)
Biological process (GO): regulation of transcription by RNA polymerase II
Molecular function (GO): DNA-binding transcription factor activity, RNA polymerase II-specific; protein dimerization activity; RNA polymerase II cis-regulatory region sequence-specific DNA binding
Source: RefSeq, a predicted model, not a curated record
AUGCUCAACACUCCGCAACACAAUCACGACCCAGUAAAGCUCAAAAGCAAGUAUUACGACACCAUGACUUCUUCUUCUCACCACCAACCAUACAGCAACAGCGAUUUCUAUGGAUUUGCUGCAGCGUUCAGUGUGUCAUCCUCCCCUCCCGCCCCGGUUGGACAGCCGCUGCUGGACACGCAAGAGAAGUCGGAAUUUGACAACUGGAUCGACGGCUUCAAUACCAAUACCUCUUCUGUAGAUCCUUCACAUAUAUACUCGGGGGAGAUUUCCGCCGAAACUUCGUACUGGCCUGACAUACCCCCGAGCAACUACCAAGCAUCGGACCUGUCUUCCCAUCAUGGGUAUAUGAAUACCAACAUCGACGGGUAUCUUGGGAGCAAUUCCGUGUCUUCUGCGCCAUCGAUGGCUCCACCCCAGGUCGACAUCAACCCGUUCAGUAACAACCAUGAUAUUCAUCAACGGCAGCAUGAACAUUCGCCGUCGCAGCUAAACAACCACAGCCUCCUUAACUUUGGCACCGACACAAACUUCGCGCCUACAGGCUACCAUCCGCCCCCACCUGCUGUACAACUUGACAAAGAUAUAGAAAUCCGCUCCAAAAUCUACACCGCUUUCCCCAAAAACGAUUCGGCGGUGACUACUGCCGUAAAUUCCCCGGCUGAAGUCAAAUAUGAGCGAAAUGGGGAGGAUACCGAGGAGGAAGAUGAAAAUGGGCCUUAUUAUCGCGAUGAUGACAACAAUAGUACAUCGCCCUCUAUCAUGAGUGCCGGUGGCACCAUGAAACGGCGCGUGAAUGGCAUGGACGAUUAUAUGUCUUCAAAGUCCCGCAAGGCGCGACCUCGAAAAUCCGACGCCGCUGCAAGGGCAGCUAAGAAGAAGACUGCAGGAGCCAAAAGGGAUAAUUUGACGGAAGCGCAAAAGAGAGAAAACCACAUUCACAGCGAGCAAAAACGAAGAAAUCUUAUUCGUCAAGGGUUUGAAGAGCUGUGUUCCAUGGUGCCGGAGCUGAACACUGGAGGAUAUAGCAAAAGCGCCGUUCUUAUACACGCCGCAAAUUACUUGGAAGAACUCAAAAAGGGGAAUGAGCGGCUGAGAAAUUACUUGCACCACCUGCAGAAAAUGGAAGGGAGAGCAUACUGA